CUCGAGACUAAACGAAAUUGGCGGUUUUGCACUGGAGAAUACGUUCAGGCAUGGGUGCUUUGGGAUGAUGUUGGAUUGGCAGCCGGGCCAGAAGUGCAAUGCUGCAUUGCACCAUAUUGUCUCUCGUCAUCUUAAGAUCACGAGAGACGAUGAGGAUGAUGAGAUCUGCUUCUACAUCAACGGGAGGAACGUUGAGUUUACUCCGAGAGAUUUCGCUCUCGUGACAGGAUUGUCCUUUGGGGAUGAUCCUUUUGACCCCGAGGCUGAGCACGAUCUGAGUCGGGCUCAUACAUUUAGACAAUUUUGCCGCUCUCAACCGGUGUCAGUGCGGGAGCUGGCGGAUAUAUAUUUCGACACCGUCAAUCCAGUGGUUGACACCGACGGCGGGUUGUACCUCCGUGUGGCCCACUUGUUGGUGCUACACGCAUUUGUAUUAGGAGUGGACGUGCGCCGACCCGUGCAGUCCUGGACUUGGAAGCUGGUGGAUGAUUUGCCGGCCUUUUCCAGAUUUCCUUGGGGAUCGUGCGCGUAUAGAAGCUUGAACUACAGGUUGAAGCACAGCACAAUCAAAAAGGAUUGUAAAAAGUAUCACUUCUACGGUCCUUCUUGGGCCCUAUUCAUUUGGGGUCUUGAGAAAAUUCCCUAUUUGGGCCCAGCCAUAGCCAUAUGCAAUGCGGGGGUUUACCCUAGAUUUCGGAGGUGGACGUUCGUGAAGACCAAGUUGGAUGGGUUGCAGAGUUAUUUUGAGUCUCCGGAGAACGGGAUAUGGGAGAUGGUCCCCGAUGAGUACGAGGCCAAGACAUCUUACUGGCUAUCGGUGGCAGGCGUCAAUGCCGGGAUAGGGGUUCGAGUACCAGAGCCGGCAGUCUUUGGUCAUAGGCAGCCUCGGCAGCGCUACACUGGUGGGGACCACAACGAGGAUGCUCCUGAGCAUCAACCUCGGCGUCGCAGUAUGAGACAGGAUACUGGCAAGCGCCCGAGGGGACAAAUAGUGGACACCUCAUCGAGCAGCAGCCAUCACGAUCAGAGCAUUGGGGGCGAUCACCCCGUUGAUUCUGGUCGAAGGUCUCACAGUCACAGAGCCCCGAGGCCUAGGCACGAGGAUGCUCCUGCACCUUCACAGUGGAGCGAGGAGGAUUGGCAGCGCAUGCAGCACAUGAUGCGCGAGAGUGAGGAACGGGUAGCGAGGACCGUGGAGGACAGCCUGUUCAGGAGGAUUAAGAAUUGGUUCGAGGACAAGUUCGAUGCUAUGCGUUGCCGAUGCUCGCAUAGCACUGAUGUUCACGUGCCCAGACCUGCUCCACGAUCUCACUCUGACAGGAGACGCGAGCCCCAGCCCGAGCCCGACUCCGAUCCGGCGCAGCCUACAUCCUCAGAGGCCCCAUCGCAUCACCAAUCCCCUGCACAUGAGUCUCCUGCACGAGAGGUGGGACAGACUACUGGUGAUGCCAUGCACACCCCGCAGUGGCAGCAUGAUCCGUUUGGUGGCCCGACUAGUUUUGGGCAUGUGCAGACUCCGCACAUGGGUGUCCACCACAUGCCCACAUUCGAGGCGUCCAGUUCUUAUGGCGGGCCACGCUACUCGUGGGCUGAGCCGGGCACGAGUUCAGCAUACCCUUUUGAGCCGGCCCGUUCUUCGGCUCCGAUCCUGACUCAAGAUGAGAUGCACGAGUAUUGGAAGCAGUUUAGAGGGGGAGUUUCUGAGGCAGUUUCUGAGGCAGUAGCUGCUGUUCCCCUCAGUAUUUGUGCACCGGAGGCUCCACGCAGAAGUCGCCGAGAACGGAACCCGUCGGCUGCACUUCGAUCACCAUACGUGCACAGCGCCGUGCCGAGACCCGUCGACUCACAGUAUGUUGACGGGUUUGACCGUAUGAUGAAAGCUGGCAACCGUGGCAACUACUUCUGUUUUGCCUCUGGAGUAAGAAGGUCAUCGCUCUCUUCCGCAGACGCAAGUCUGUCAUUGAACCACUGCUCCAGAACCAUCCUGAUUGCCUCCAGCAUGGAGCAUAUAGGAAGGCGUCUGGCCCACAACAAACGGGCAUUCAAAGCCUCGGCAGCAUUAGAUGUAAGAAAACUAUAA
Salvia miltiorrhiza (redroot sage) is the source of this 2080-nucleotide messenger RNA. RefSeq lists its product as uncharacterized. Lineage: Eukaryota; Viridiplantae; Streptophyta; Magnoliopsida; Lamiales; Lamiaceae. The transcript is spliced from 3 exons. The coding region runs from base 65 to 2080 and encodes 671 amino acids. The record is from RefSeq and is a predicted model, not a curated record.